GGCACGAGGACAUCACCCCUGAAAAAGGAUGGGGUGUGUCUCCACGCCGUCGGGGGGACCAGAGAGUGGUUGUCCCUUCUCCCCCUCAGCGGCGGACUCUGAGAUUUCCGACACGACUUGAAGGCGGCAGCAACGUCAAACGCCUGCGAGCCAAUCAGAGCGGCGACUCAUUUCAAGGUGACCAAUCAGCGACGGAUACGUCUUACGAAGGCACGCGAGUCCGCCCUGACGUUGCUCAUUGAAGAAGAAGGAGAGGGACGGUCUCAGCCCCAGAAGAAAUUCAAUCAUGACGGCCAAAUUGUGCAAGCUCUUUGUCGGCGGUCUGAACGUGGAGACCAACGAGGAUGGCGUCCGCAAGUAUUUCGAGCAGUUCGGUAAGCUAACCGACUGCGUUGUGGUGAUAAACCAGAUCGGCCGGUCUCGCUGUUUCGGCUUCAUCACCUACUCGACGCCGGAUGAGGCCGGCGCAGCAAUGGCGGCUAAGCCACAUGUCGUCGAAGGCCAAGAAGUGGACCUGAAAAGAGCCAUAGCGCGGGAGGAUGCUAACAACCCGGACAUUGUCGCUAACGUUAAGAAAGUCUUCGUCGGCGGUGUGAAAGACCACAUCGAGGAGGGGAACCUGACCGAGUACUUCUCGCAGUACGGCGUGGUGGAGAAGACCGAGAUCAUCGUCGACAAGCAGACCGGCAGGAAGAGAGGCUUCGGCUUUGUCUUCUUCGAGGACACCGACGCCGCCACCAAAGCGGUGCUCUGCAAGUACCACACCAUCGACGGGACCAAGGUGGAGGUGAAGAAGGCUCUGACCAAGCAGGAGAUGUCCACCAGCUACCGCGGGGGGAGAGGUCGAGGCCGGGGGAUGCAGAACUACGGCGGCGGCGGAAGAGGAGGUUACGGAGGCGGCUACGGUAACAGCUACGGAGGCGGCUACGGCGGCGGGUAUGGGGGAGGUUACAACGGCAGCGGCGGUGGAGGAUACGGCGGCGGCGGCGGAGGAUACGGCGGCGGGUAUGGAGGCUAUGACGACGGAGGAUACGAUAACCAGAUGGGGUACAGUAACGGUGACUUUGGGGACGGCUACGGGCAGCAGCACUCCAGCUAUGGUGCAGUGAAGGGGGGCGGCUACUCCUCCUACAGGAGCGGAGCUCCCUACAACAGAGGCGGCGGCGGCUACAGCCGGGGGGGCGGCGGUGGGUACGGCGGCGGCGGCGGCGGUGGUUAUUAGGGUCUCUCUCCACGUUUUGUGAUGUUCAUGGGGAAAAUUUCAGCGGACUUGAAUUUACACGCGCACACACACAUUACACACGCCCGGGUGAGGGGUCUUUGCAGGGUUCAGUUAACCCUUUGAAACCUGAGCAAAUUGAUUUCUUUGACAAACGUGGGAAGAAGUUCUUGAGCAAU
This is a messenger RNA of Plectropomus leopardus (leopard coralgrouper), 1398 nucleotides long. Its product is annotated as heterogeneous nuclear ribonucleoprotein A0-like. Gene Ontology annotation, molecular function: mRNA 3'-UTR binding. NCBI's taxonomy places the organism in Eukaryota, Metazoa, Chordata, Actinopteri, Perciformes, Serranidae. The record is from RefSeq and is a predicted model, not a curated record. Gene Ontology annotation, cellular component: catalytic step 2 spliceosome. Gene Ontology annotation, biological process: mRNA splicing, via spliceosome.